This is a messenger RNA of Stegostoma tigrinum, 4291 nucleotides long. Its product is annotated as PHD finger protein 23A-like. Gene Ontology annotation, molecular function: chromatin binding. Gene Ontology annotation, biological process: mitotic chromosome condensation. The transcript has 6 exons. The record is from RefSeq and is a predicted model, not a curated record. The coding region runs from base 67 to 1260 and encodes 397 amino acids. NCBI's taxonomy places the organism in Eukaryota, Metazoa, Chordata, Chondrichthyes, Orectolobiformes, Stegostomatidae.
UUGAGUUUGGGGGGGGAAUCGGGGAGAUUGCUGAUUGCUCCAGAAGUGGUCCUACAGUUGUUGUGUAUGUGUUUCACCUUUGUUAUUUUAAUGUUUGCAUCGAAAACGAAGAAGGAAGCCGGAGGGAUGACAUCGCAGAUCAACAAUGAAGUUUGUGCAGAAGCGGGCUCAGCGGCGGCGAUGAUUUCUGAGCCACCAAAGAAGAGACAGAGAACAGUGGAGGACUUCAAUCAAUUCUGCACAUUUGUAUUAGCAUACGCAGGCUACAUCCCAUACCCAAAGGAGCACGACCCCUGGAUCCAUGCAAGUCUAAGUCCUCGGAACAGCACUGGGAGCACAUUGGACAGCGAUAGCUGGGAGUCUUCCCGCUCUUCUGAUUCCCAUGUUCUAAACUAUGGCAAAAAAUUAAAAUGCAUGGUAGACAAAGAAGUGAUGAAGCGGGGCAAGUCAGACAGCCUGCUGCUGGAGCGGCCAAAUUUCACCAGCUCCCUGUUUGAAAGUCCAGAGAAAACAAAGUUGGAGAAGGUGAAGAAGAAGAAGAUGUCUUUGAAGAAACUAAGUCUUGAUGGGGUGAGGAAGAAGAAGAGUUCUGAAAGUGGGAAGAAAAUUAAUUUUGAAAAUGGUAGGAAAGCAGUGUCCCAGCCACCAUCUGAGAUCACCAGACCAUUAGAGAUCCGAGAAGUGAUUGAAAAGGUGCCGCAGAGUGAGACUGAUUCGGUGGAGGAGACACUUAAAAAAUCUCAUGAGGCUAAAGAGAUCAGCAAGCAGACUUUGCUGCUGGAAGAGUUUGAAAGGGAGGCAGCAGACGCAGAAAGAUCUUUGGUGAGUGAGCAGUUCAAAGGACUGCAGGAAGAUCAGGAAGAAAAGCAUGAAGUAAGUGAAAAGAAGGAAGAACAGAAGGAGAUGGAAGAUGAGAAGAAAGUGGAGAAGUGUAGCAACGACCUGGAAGCGAAUGUAACAGAUGAAAUCACAGUGGGCUCAGGUCCUCCUCCUGACUCAGAGACAGUCUCCACAGAAAACCUCAAGAUUGAAGAUGACGACUCCUGGGAUCUGAUUACCUGUUUCUGUAUGAAGCCUUUUGCUGGUAGGCCAAUGAUUGAAUGUAAUGAGUGUGGGACCUGGAUUCAUCUCUCUUGUGCUAAGAUCAGGAAGUCAAAUGUUCCAGAGGUUUUUAUCUGUCAGAAGUGUAAGGACUCAAAGCAGGACAUUAGGAGGUCCAAUCGAGCUCGAACCGGGCCGAAGAAACGCUUCAGCGAAUGACUAGUCGAAGACCUGGUGGUUCUGACAAGUCAUAGAGACAAUCAUACACAAUGGGAGAAGGAAAAAGUAUAUUGAGAACUUUGUUGGACCAACUCUGCCUUGUCUGGUCGGGCAUUGAUCAUUUGCCAUCUUGAAAAAAAUUUAAAGGUGCAGGAUUCACCGUACAUUGAAUGUGUAUAUAAUUCAAGUCCUGGAGCUAUAAGCCUCUUCUCGCUCAUCCAAGUGCUCUGCAUUUUUUUUGGGCAGUAAUCUCAUUAAAAUCACCUAGAGACUGGAUCAAGACAGUACCCUAUUCUUCACUCUCCUAUUUAAAGUAGAUCUGUGAUUAUGAAGCAGGACUUCUAAAUGAAGAAAUUCCAGGAAAUACCAUGGAUAAACUGUUACUAUUAGUGUUGACUCUGCCCAUUGUCAAUGGGACAAGGGGCAAUGUGAACUUUUGGUACUUUGCAGAGGACUGCCAGUUGAAUGAGGAUGUGUACUUGUGGGGAGGUGCCAGGUUGGAGGACUGAGAUAUGGCCUCACUGUCAUAGCAAUGCAAUUCAAUUUUGUCUAUCAAGCAUAAACAUGGUAGAGGGACCUCUUCUCAAAUUUGGUUGAAGAACCUUAAUGUGAGAUUAAGGUGAUCACAUGAGUAGGCUGAGUCCUUGAGUUUGAGAAGUCAUUAUGCAAAAAUCUGGGUGUUGGGUCCCACUAAUAUCUGCUGCCAACCUUUUAGAAAGAUGUGUUGUUCAACAGAACAGUUCUUCUUUUCUGCUUCGUAUUCAGAAAAGUGCAAUUAUGAUUGGAGAUUUCCUUCUCACAAACAAAGGUUAAUUUCUAUUAGUUAAUCAGGAAUUGUUACUGAUGCCUUUGGUUUCUAGGCAGCUGUUUGUGGAUGCUUCCAUCUUCAAGAUUCCCAACUAUCAAUGAAAGGGAGCAGUAUUGAGCUAUGCUAGCAAAUUUGAUCCUCAGCAUCACUAGUUUAGUCGGAGGGGUAGUCAGCCAGGGUACUCAAACCUUCUUUCAAAAUAACUCCCCAUUGUGGAUGGCAGACAAUAGCUGGAUGUCAGUCCCUCCACAGUGGUAGGUCUGUUACUGCCUGGGGUGGAGAUUCUUUCAUUACGCAAUGCCACUAGUGUGGAUUAUCUAAGGGUCUAACAUUGCAGCCGGGCAUGAGUUAGUGUCUGGAUCAAUGGUCCCAGCCCACACAACAUUUGUAGAGCUCUUGGUAAUGUGAUGUAACACAGACCUUGGAGUUCACACCACAAACCCUUGAUUGGUAUAGUUCAGUUACAAGCUGCCUUAAUAACAAACAUGUACAGCAAUCUCUCAAAUCCAUCUCGCUUCAAAUAUCUAACGGUGUACUAAUACAAAAUAUCCAAGGUCACUUGAACUGCAUUAACAUCCACUCCAGUUACAGGUUCCGUUUUUCCAAACUUCAGUUGUUGCUGUACAAAGCACGUUAAGCUGCAUAACUCAGUGUAGUUGGGUACACGUUCCUUACUGAAUCGGUGAAUUUUUAAAACUGUUAAUGCAGCUCUGUCUCUUCUGAAGGUACUAACUGUUUACACUAUAGACUUUCUUUAUGCUUAAGUGCUACAGGCAUUUUAUUCUCGACCAAUACCAUUCCUCUUAAAAACAUGCAAUGCUCAACACCUGAGGGACCAAUGUUGACCAGCUAGUGAGAUCGACAGUACUAAAUGCUGACCCUUUUUAAUUGUCCAGUGUGCUGAAUUUUGGAAGGAUUUUCUGUGUGCACAUUUUAGUGAGCAGGGAAGUUUUGUCCAUGGAAACUGAGCCUUUCAGUGUGACUGUUGGAAUUAUGUCCUUGUGAUAUUUUGAUUUGAGAUGCCUUUGUUUUUGGGUAUCAGAUUAUCUGCAAAGCUCUGUUGAACAAGUUAGAGUUCAAACUUCACCUACUUAUGAAUCCCAUAAAACUAAAAGGAUGGUUUAGUUGGAAUUAUUUUGGUUUUAGUGUAGCCAGAAGACAGUGGGUUAGAGUUUCAGAUGUUUCUGGGUAAAAGUCAGGGAUGUGGAAUCAGUUUGACCUAACAAAUUUUUUUUUAUGAAGUUUUCUGUUUUUAGAAACUGUUUUUCUUUUAAUGGGAAUGGUCGUAGUGAAGGGAUUUCCCCAAGGUAACUGAGUUCAUAGCAUUCAGUCCAGUGAGACACUUGGCCUGUGCUGAGAUGGUUGAUUUUUGAUUCUCAUUAGGUGAUGGUACAGAAUUGAUUUCUGUUGCCCUGAGUUGAGACUGGCUCCUGCUCCAACACCACCACCUUCCCACAACUAUCCAGUAGCCCCUUCCCUGGAGGCUGCAUUUGUGCAAAUUUUGAUCAUGAAGGGCAAGUGUAACGAGACAGUUGGGAUGGGGAAGAGAGGGAAGAGUGCAGGUAGAAAACUGAACAGCACUGGUGGAGGAGCCAGAAUCUGGGAUUUGAUGCAGUCACUAUCCCUUUAAUAGGAGCACGGAGGUUUUUUAAACUAUAAAAAUAUUACACCCAGGUCUUGGUAUUUGGCCCAGUGUCAAAAUUUGACAUAUAUUCUGUUUGUAAAUACAUUAGAAAUUAAUCUGUAAAUAAUCCUGUUUAAGAAGCAAUGGAUGAUAAUAUGGGAUGCUGGCAUUGAGGUUACUUGGGAUGUGGUUUAAAUUGCACUAAACCUUUCACCAUGAGAAUCAACAGAGGGGGUCAGCCCUCAAGCUUGUGUUACUUUGUACAAAUGUAAGAUAAUCAAAACCUGCAUUUGUAAAGUGCAGGCUGUGUUUAAGAUGUACCUGCUCAUUCCUUAAGACCAGUUUUCUGUGGGAAUGAUUUGUAUUUUCUGUAAGUAUCACUUUUUGAAUUGUUUUGAUGAAAGUGGCAAGGGAGUGAGAGAGCAGAGAAUAACUUUAAAAUGUCCCUCUCCCUCUGACUCCUUUUCAGUGUAGCCCAGUCUCAAGUGUAGGCAUUAACCUGAUGCCCUUAUAGUUGUUGGGCAACAAGUUACCACUGCAUUACCACAUUGACUGGUUUUAUACUCCUGGCAGGUAAAAUAAAAUCUACGUUGAAUAUA